GGAGAGAGAUACGUGUACGAUGAUUGUGCGACCUUACCGACAAUGUACGCACUUGUACCAUCUGCUGCAAAGCGCGUGCCUAUGUGCGACAUAUUCUGAGAACCACAUCGUAUAGUUUCAAAGAAAAUGUCGCUUACGUGCUUGCGUUCACAUAGGGAUAUGGCUUCGCAGAGCGCGACGGAUGGCGUUCGCAAAAACGGAACACGACAUCGUAGUGAGAAAACUGAUAACAGUGGGCGAUGGCAGCUGCGGUAAGACCUGCCUCCUUGCAGUCUUCGCUGGACGACCCUUUCCGGAACGAUACGUGCCGACGGUGCUGCAGACAUACAUCACGACAGUUCACAUCGGAGAACAAACUAUGCUUGAAAUAUCGUUAUGGGACAGUCCUGGCCAAGAAGACUAUGACUCCCUACGAUCCAUCUCGUACCCAGACACGGACGUAGCCCUCAUUUGCUUCAGCCUCGUCCAGCCGGACAGUCUGGUCAACGUCGUCGAACGAUGGAACCCAGAGGUAGCACACUUCUGCCCCCGAGUGCCCAUCAUUCUAGUGGGUACAAAGAAGGAUUUGAGAAACAAACCGGAUGUGGUAGAAAAACGAAAACCAGUGACGUCUUACGAAGGCCGACUCGUAGCAGAAAAAAUCGGCGCAUUCGCCUACUUGGAGUGUUCUGCAUUGACGACUGAGGGGGUACACAAGGUAUUCCAGACUGCUGUCAUCGCUGCUGUAAAGAUGAGCGCCGCCAGGAGAAGAAGCGCGUAUUGUAAUCUCUUCUGACCUUAGAUGCUGCAAACAUGGAAUCGAACCAGAACGACCGGGACGAAUCACUUCUCGAAGACAUGAGCCAGCUAGCAGCCCGUUCCUGACGUGCGGAACACCUUAACGCUAUAGGUGCGUGGAACUUCAGAGGAUUUUGAAGGAAAGGCUUCUGCGCCGUUGAGGUCGCUGUCGCCCCAUCCUGUGCAGACGCUGAGCCAGCCAAAGACAACAUGGCCACAUUUCGAUUUGGAUGUAAUACCACGGUAACUUAGUUACCGUGAUGCUCUAUACUAUAAUACUGUUACGGAAUAAACGUCUAUCUGCUAUUGACGUGCUUUCCGUACGCAAAA
Messenger RNA from Ornithodoros turicata, 1107 nucleotides. RefSeq names its product ras-like GTP-binding protein Rho1. The record is from RefSeq and is a predicted model, not a curated record. The transcript has 5 exons. Gene Ontology annotation, molecular function: protein kinase binding; GTPase activity; GTP binding. Bases 182 to 775 code for a protein of 197 amino acids. Gene Ontology annotation, cellular component: cytosol. Gene Ontology annotation, biological process: small GTPase-mediated signal transduction. NCBI's taxonomy places the organism in Eukaryota, Metazoa, Arthropoda, Arachnida, Ixodida, Argasidae.